CACGGACGAAGACAACAGUACACUUCUAGUUUCUGCAGGGAGGAUAGGAAAGUGAGAGAUAGGCCAAGGCCUAGUGUUUUUUACAAAUCAAGGUCAAAUUCAAAGGUUUCAUCAGGUGCUUUUCAACGACUCACAAGAAUGGAGAAAAAAGCCGUCUUCACGAUGAAGAUGGAAAUCAACUUGGCCCUGUUGGGGCUGACGCUGGCAUCGUUCGUCUUGAGAAUGUGGCGUCUUGAAGAACCGAGAGCAGUUGUUUUUGACGAGUUUCACUUCGGCAAGUUUAUCAACUUGUACCUCCAUCGUACCUUCUUCUUUGACAUCCACCCUCCCUUGGGCAAGCUGCUACUAGCGGGUACCAGUUACCUGGCGGGUACCAACGCCAGCUACCCCUUUGAGAGAAUUGGAGAUGAAUAUCCUUGUGACCUGCCCAUUUGGCACUUGAGGCUCCUGCCUGCUGUGUGUGGAAGCCUGCUGGUUCCCCUGGUCUACCUUGUCCUGAUUGAAAUGCGCUACUCUGACUGGACAGCGCUGUCGGCAGCCGGCCUGAUAUUGUUUGACAAUGCUCUAAUCACCCAGUCGCGGUUCAUUCUUUUGGACACCAUCCUGUUGUUUUUCACAUUCUCUGCUUUGCUGUCACUGCUAAAAUUCAGGCAAAUUGUCAGAAGUUUUAGUCUCUCAUGGUGGCUGUGGAUGCUGUCAUUGGGUGUAACCAUGACGUGCGCUGUCAGCGUCAAGUAUUCCUCCAUCUUCAUGGUGUCUCUUGUGUGUCUGAUAGUAGCCUAUGAUUACUGGCAACUCAUUGGUGACAAGUCUCUUUCGUUGAAAACUCUAUUGUGCCAUUUUCUUGCCCGCCUGUCCCUCUUGAAUAUCCUACCCCUCCUGAUGUACCUUGGUAUCUUCUAUGUCCAUCUGAGCGUGCUCAGUAAGGCCGGUCCCCAUGACAACCAGAUGACAAGUGCAUUUUCAGCAAGCUUGGAGGGAGGCCUGUCGCUGAUAACCAGAGGUCAACCACUGUUCGUGGUCUAUGGCUCCCAGGUCACCCUGCGCCAUACCCACAACCACAUGUGCUGGCUGCACUCUCACCCCCAGAACUAUCCCAUCAUGUACGAAAGUGGGCGAGGCAGCUCGGGUCAACAGCAGGUCACGUGCUACGGUUUCAAGGACAUGAAUAACUGGUGGAUUAUUAAAAACCCUGGAAGCUCUUUCAUUGGGGUCAGUGACCCCCCCAAGCAGAUAAAAAACGGUGACAUCGUUCAGCUGGUCCAUGGAAAAACAGGCAGGGUGCUAAACAGUCAUGAUGUCGCUGCCCCGGUGUUACCACAUUUCAUGGAGGUUUCAGGCUACAUUGAUUAUAACAUCAGCAUGCCAGAACAGAGCCUCUGGAAAGUGGCCAUAGUCAAUGCCGAGACCGAAGGUGAGACUUGGAAGGCGGUGUCGUCCCAUGUCAGGUUCCUCCACGUGAACACGUCCCAGUACCUGCGAGUGACCGGGCAGCAGCUGCCCGACUGGGGGUUCUACCAGUAUGAGAUGGCCACCGAUCGUGACGUGCACCAGGACGACAACGUCUGGAAUGUGGAAGAGCACCAGUACGUCGCGGUUUCAGAGAAUGGUGAUGCAGUAGUGCAUCACCCUCAGGUAGAGCCUUCUGAUGAAACAAAGGUGCUGAACUUUUGGGAGAAAUUCAUCGAGCUACAGAUGAAGAUGUUCACCAAAAAUUCUGAGAUUCAGCUCGAGCAUCGGUAUCGGUCUGCGCCCCUGGACUGGCCCCUGACCCAACGGGGCAUAGCAUUCUGGAUACAAAAGGACUCCAAUAUGCAAAUACAUCUCCUCGGCAACCCGGUGACAUGGUGCGCGGCGACUCUCAGCAUCCCCGUAUUCCUCAUCAUUCUCCUCACCCUGGUCAUCCGGCGGAGGCGGAAAUGUCAAGAUUUGGGAGAAGGUGACUGGAACCGGCUGGCCCUGACAUCGGUGGUCCUCCUCGGGGGUUGGGCCCUGAACUACCUCCCUUAUUUCUUGAUGGAGCGAACCCUGUUCUUGCACCAUUACCUGCCAGCUCUGCUUUGUAAGGUCAUGCUGCUUGCUGCAACCUGGGAAUGGAUCUACACCCUCCUAUUGAGGUCCUUCAUCCAGCGUCACGUUUUCACAGCCCUGGUGGUGGUAUUUGUCAGUGCAGUGCUCGCUGCAUGGCUGAACCUAGUUCCUUUCACCUACGGCCACACAGCGUUAACGGCUGAGGAGAUAGUGUCAGCAAGGUGGAUGGACACAUGGGCUUUCCUCGUACAGAGAUGAGAUUGAAACAGCCCCUAUCCUAUGAACGUUUCAUCCUCUCAAUGUACAGACUUAUCGGUCUCUCUCAAAUGAUGUCACUUUCUGCUGAAGGCCACCCGCAUCAGCAUUUGGGGCGUCAAUUUUUCAUGAUGGGCACCGACUUCAGGAUUUUGAAGACAUUAGGAUCGACAUGCGCGUGCGUAUGGAACAUUUUCCACGCUACAUGCAAUAGAAACUCUCAAAUGAUGAAAUUUGUAUUUUUUUGCGUUUGGCAGUUAACAUCAGUGGCAGAUCACACCAUGUCAUUCAAUAGGGCAAUGGCUGGUGUUGGUCCAGUGCACUUUACACAGUGCCACAAGACCCCCCCCCAUGCCAUUGGAUGCAUUUUGUUGCAUUUGGUGGUGUUUUCAUGUCAGCUGUUUUGCAUUCUGUUGCAUUUAGCAGGGGUCUCAUGUCAGCUAUGCUGCAGUUUGUUGCAUUCAACAGGGGUCU
Molecule: messenger RNA, 2760 nt
Organism: Acanthaster planci (crown-of-thorns starfish)
Lineage: Eukaryota; Metazoa; Echinodermata; Asteroidea; Valvatida; Acanthasteridae
Gene: pomt1
Product: protein O-mannosyltransferase 1
Biological process (GO): protein O-linked glycosylation via mannose
Cellular component (GO): membrane; endoplasmic reticulum
Molecular function (GO): dolichyl-phosphate-mannose-protein mannosyltransferase activity
Source: RefSeq, a predicted model, not a curated record